UUCACAUCCGCAAAUCAAAUCAAAAACGUCGAAGUGUCGCCACGCAUUGUCUUGCUUUGAAUGUCCCUUUUUUUUUGAUCCAUGGUUCCAAAUUUUGUACGUGAAGAGCAUUUUUCUGUAAUCGGGGACUGGUUUAGCUUCGACGGCGGUCAAAUUGGAGCUCUGUUUUACGCGUCAUCUGGUUGUCUUGUCCGCGCAAAGACGCCCUCAACGGAUAAGUCUUUUCUGAAUUGUCCUCUGAAAGGCUGCGCCCAUGUUUCGUUGCCAGGUACUCUAGGAUCGUACUCGAAAGAAAUGGACUCUGGAAGAAGCCUUUGUGGUGACUAUCUAUUAAGGGACUACCGCGUCAAAUUGUCACGCUGUUCGAGCUUACAGUGUUUCUACCACAGGUGGCACAGUAUCGAUGGAUACCGUUCGACCUCGUUCUGAAUGUCGAAAGAACUGAAAGAUUGGACACCGACACCUUGUGUAAUCUCAAUGGACGCGACGUUUCUCUCUUUGGCUUUGUCUAAUGGCAUUGUUCGAAGGGCUAACAAAGCCAACA
Guyanagaster necrorhizus is the source of this 544-nucleotide messenger RNA. RefSeq lists its product as uncharacterized. Bases 82 to 429 code for a protein of 115 amino acids. Lineage: Eukaryota; Fungi; Basidiomycota; Agaricomycetes; Agaricales; Physalacriaceae. The record is from RefSeq and is a predicted model, not a curated record. The transcript has a single exon.